Hibiscus syriacus is the source of this 1234-nucleotide messenger RNA. Its product is annotated as pentatricopeptide repeat-containing protein At1g55890, mitochondrial-like. The transcript has a single exon. Lineage: Eukaryota; Viridiplantae; Streptophyta; Magnoliopsida; Malvales; Malvaceae. Gene Ontology annotation, molecular function: protein binding. Gene Ontology annotation, cellular component: chloroplast. Bases 34 to 1158 code for a protein of 374 amino acids. The record is from RefSeq and is a predicted model, not a curated record.
UUACUAGCGAGUGGCGACCUUAAACCCCUAAAAAUGUCAUCUUUAACUCGCUUCAUCCACCGCACCUUCUCCACAACGCCAACGCCACAGACGGACAACGUUCGAAAAGCCGCUGCUGAACUCUACAAAGAACGAGACCUCAAGCGUCUCGUUGAAAAAUUCAAAAAAUCCUGUGAGUACAGUCGCUUCCGCGCACGAAGCGGCAUCUAUGAAAAUAUUGUUCGCCGCCUUGCUUCAGCUGGACGCUUCCAAUGGAUCGAAGAAAUCCUCGAAGAUCAAAAGAAAUACCAAGACAUUUCUAAAGAAGGCUUCGCAGCUAGAUUAAUCCGUCUGUAUGGGAGAUCAGGCAUGUUUGAGCAAGCUUACAAGGUGUUCGAUGAAAUGCCGAAUAGAGGGUUGUUGUCUUUCAAUGCUCUUAUGGGAGCUUGCGUGAAUGCCAAAAAGUUUGAUAAGGUUGAUGUGUUUUUCAAGGAGUUGCCGGAGAAGUUGUCAAUUGAGCCGGAUUUGAUUUCUUAUAAUACGGUUAUUAAGGCUUUUUGUGAGAUGGGUACUUUGGAUUCUGCUAGAUUGAUGCUCGAUGAGAUGGAGAAGAAGGGUGUGCAGCCGGAUGUGAUUACUUUUAACGUGCUUUUAUAUUAUUUUUUCAAGAACGGAAGGUGUGAUGAUGGGGAGAACAUAUGGGGUAAAAUGUUGGAGAAAAAUGUGGAGCCUGAUAUUAGGAGUUAUAAUGCGAAGUUGCUCGGAUUUGCUGCCGAAAAGAGAAUGAAAGAGGCAGUUAACUUGGUUGAAGAAAUGAGGAGUAAAGGAGUUAAACUUGAUGUGUUUACUUUCAAUGAUAUGAUUAGAGGGUUCGUUAAUGAGGGAAAAUUGGAAGAAGCUAAAGAGUGGUUUAGUCAAAUAGGGAAAAAUGACUGUGCACCGGAUAAGCUGACAUUUUCGGUAUUGGUCCCAUUCGUUUGUGAGAAGGGUGAUUUGAGUUUUGCCAUUGAGCUGUUCAAGGAGAUUCUUGAUAGGAAAAAAAUGGUUGGUGCUGCAUUGUUGCAGCGAGUGGUGGAUGCCUUGGUUGAAGCCUCCAAGAUUGAAGAUGCAAAGGAACUCGUGAAACUUGCGGAAUCAAAUAGAUACUGUCGUUAUAAGCUGAAUAUGCCCGCAGAGUAGUGGCAGGUUUUACCAAUGCUAUUUUGUUUUAUCAUUUUAGUUAAUUGAAUCUGAACGAGUAUCUAAAAGCAAGUAG